Aethina tumida (small hive beetle) is the source of this 2139-nucleotide messenger RNA. RefSeq names its product MAM and LDL-receptor class A domain-containing protein 2-like. Lineage: Eukaryota; Metazoa; Arthropoda; Insecta; Coleoptera; Nitidulidae. The coding region runs from base 147 to 2078 and encodes 643 amino acids. The record is from RefSeq and is a predicted model, not a curated record. The transcript has 7 exons. Gene Ontology annotation, cellular component: membrane.
AUCUAACAAUAACGUUUGGACCAACUACUCAUAGAUAAGAAGUUUCCUUUUUCAAUGCUACUUCCGUUUUUCGCAGAUUAAUCUUUCAGUUUUUAACUUCGCGUCGUUCUGGAACAAGCCCUUAAGUUAAUUAAUAAUAAGUUAAAAUGAAAAUUUUGGUGGUUAUUUCGUGUAUUUUUGCAGUCUCACACCCGAUCAGCUACAGUGGUAUGCGUUAUGGUUACAGUGGUAUGGGUUAUGGUAACAGUGGUAUGCGCUAUAGUUACAGUGAUAGAAAAAUGUGCCAAAAAUUCAAUUUGGCAAAUGGCCUAGCGAUAUACAGACAACGACACCGCCUCGCCAAAUUCAAAUGCAACUCCGGUUACAACCUAUUGGGUGACAAAUUUGUGCAGUGCAUCGGUGGCCAAUGGCAAUUCGACGCCGUACCGAUUUGCGUCAAAAACUCGUGCAAGCCCUUCGACAAGACGCCGGACAAGGUGUUGAUCUUCCCGACGCACAACGGGGCCGUGAUGAACUUCGUCUGCAUGAGCGGCUACAAGCUCAACGGGAAGUCUUCGAUGUACUGCGACGGUAAGCAGUGGCAAGGACCGGUUCCUCUGUGCAUACCCUCAGACUCGAAACCGCCGACAUCCUGCGAUUUUGAGAGGGAGGAUCUUUGCGGUUGGCAGCACGACCUCAACCACGACUUCGAUUGGAGGAGGAUGAAUUACAACACGCCGAGUGGCACCAUUGGUACCGGCCCCAGUUACGAUCACACACUAGGAAAGGAUCAAGGAGGUUAUUACAUGUACAUCGAAUCGUCGUCGAGAAAUGAAAACGAUACAGCACGAUUGAUUUCCCCCGUCUACGAACCUACCAAAAAGGAUGUGUGCUUCGAAUUUUGGUACCACAUGUACGGAGCGACGACUGGAACAUUAAGGGUUUAUCUGAAGAAGGCGAAGGAAGAUUCGAACUUGAAGAGUUCCUGGGUACUCUUCGAUAUGAAGGGCAACCAAGGAAAUGUUUGGUAUAAGUCCCGACAUUUCAUCGGGCCCAUCGACGAUAAUUACCAAAUAAUCAUAGAGGGAGUUAGAGGUGCCUCCUACGUUAGUGACAUAGCUAUUGACGAUGUGAAAAUUAUAGAAGACUGUCAAAAUGAACCGGAAACGACCACCACCAUGGUAUCUUAUUCUACUGAACUAACCCCAAUUAUUGAAACGUGCGAAGAUAGAUGUGGAUUAAUGGCCCCCACUUUAGCCACAAACAAUUUGAUAACUUGCGACUGCGACGAGGAUUGUUGGUCCAGGAAUCGUUGUUGUCCCGACAUCUUCGAUCAUUGUAUUUUUCGUAGCACAACUGAAGAUGAGAACGAACUAGUGACUACAACUGAAGAGACUACAGUUAGAAUUGAUACUACAACAAUUGCGGUGACUACUAUGCCAACCACUACGAUUAAAUUAAUUGCUCCUACGACUCCAAAAAUGGUCCCAACUGUUAAACCAACAAAUGCAACGAUUAAAGUGGUACCAACAACGACAAAUAAACCAACAACAAUCGUUAAACCAACAACAACCAUUAAACCAACGACAACAACUUUAAAAAAAUCACCACCCACUAAACCAAGAAAAUCACUCCCCACAAAAAAAUACGUGCCUCCCCCACGUAAGACAAAAAAACCUACAAUUCCAACAGUCUCAACGCCACCUCCUUUCUACCCAAAGCUGAACAUAAGCAAGGUGAUCUACACCCAUCCCACGAGAAAAGAAACCGACUAUGACACGAUGAAGAACCAAGAGACCAACGAAAGCAUCUUCGACUACUCGGACGAGGGUGAAGAGAUGGUGCCCUUCCUGAAACACUACACGCAAAAGAAGGUGAUAACGGUGGAAGAGAAAAAGUCGAACAGUUACGUGUGGUGGAUUGUGGGAGCGGUGACGGCGAACGUGGUUCUCAUUGCGGUUGUGGUCGCUGUCAAAGUGGGCAUGGGCAAGUACAAGAGGAGGCUGAACGGCUCGGGGGAUUCACAGAGCGACGUACGCUUCCUGACCAACGAUGAGGUGCUGGAUUUCACCAUGAACUCAGAUUAUGACGAUUUGUGAUUUGAGAUUUGUGUUCGGCUUAUUUUUAAAUAAAGUUGUUCUGAAUAUUAUCGGAUAAGAC